Molecule: messenger RNA, 2483 nt
Organism: Tilletiopsis washingtonensis
Lineage: Eukaryota; Fungi; Basidiomycota; Exobasidiomycetes; Entylomatales
Product: WD40 repeat-like protein
Exons: 14
Coding region: 187-2244 (685 amino acids)
Biological process (GO): mRNA splicing, via spliceosome
Molecular function (GO): protein binding
Source: RefSeq, a predicted model, not a curated record
CACCUCCGCCUCUACCGCCGCAGCCCUUACCACAAGCAGCAUUCCACCGCAGCUCAGCGCUGCUGGAUACAGCUCAGCGCAGCUUCGGAGCGUCACCUGCGCAGCCUAUCCGGCUUGCUCUCGCCCUCGCAGCCACUCCCGCUCUCCGAGCCGCGAAGUGGAGCAGCCGCCGCAGCUGCGCCCGAGAUGACCGACAUGCUCGAUGCGCUCUCCAACAGCGGCUCGCUGCCCUCGCCGACCACGCCGCGGCCCAGCAUGGGGCGCAACGCCUAUCUGAGCGCCGCCGGCUCCAGCUCCGGGCCCAGCGCCGGCGCCUCGAAUGGCGAGCGCAACGGCGACUCGCUCGGCCUGCCGCCAGCCGCGGCCUUUGCUGGCUCCUCGGCAGGCGCAAGCAGCGGGAGCAGUGGCAUGCAAAUGUCGGCUUCGAGCCCGGGGGUCCUGAGUAGGGCACUGCCCGAGCUGGAAGGAGAAGAGGGCGGGCAAAGCGCGGAAGAGCAACGAGAGGGACAGGAGGGUCAGGAACAGGAGGCUGGCGGCACCCGAGAGGCUUGGAAGGCUAGACGGAAAGUGUUACUGGCCCAAUCUCGCGACCACGUCGUAGCCAAUCUCCAACUGCACGGCAUGCGACCUCCGCCUUCGCUCGCACCUUCCUUCGUCGUGCCCCAUCUCAACGCCUCCUCUUCCUCCUCGCAAGUCUCUGACGCCGGUCCCGCCGCGCGCAGCGCCAUCCUCCCGUGGAACGACCCACGGCUGCGAGACGAUGUGCUGAGGCUGAUCGACCAGUUCCUGGCGGAGGAGGGUCUGGGUGCGACUCGACAGAUGCUCUCUGAAGAGUGGAGCGGCAAAGUGAGGGAACGAGAGGAGAAGAGUGGAGAUGCCAGAACGAUCCGCAAGGGCAUUCUAGAGGGCGCGUGGGAUGAAGUCGAGAAGCUCCUCUCCAAGCCUCUGGUGCGCAGUGCAAACGCCUUUCGCUAUGCCGUGUACAAGCAGAUCUUCCUCGAGCUCGUCGAUGGAAGAGAAUUUCAAAAGGCGUUCACAUUCCUCAAUAAGCGACUGAGAGGCUUGGAGCACUAUCAACCUUACGCUGGAGAGUUCAAGGAUCUCUGCUAUCUUCUCUCCGCCAAGUCGAUCACCGAUGCGCCUUCUUUCCGGGCGUGGGAAGGCGUGCAACCGGCACGCGAAGCACUCGUGGCGCAGUUCAGUGGCCUGCUAGAGCAAGAUCGCAUUGAGGCAGCGGACGAUAGUGCGCCUUACGUGCCGCCUCAUCGCUUGAGGAAUCUGCUGCACAUGGCCGUCGCGUACCAGGUCGAGUUUGCCAGAUACCAUCCGAGAAAGGCACCGCGAGUCAAUACGCUGCUGCAUGACUACGAGUCCUACGUCGUGCCCGACAGUGUGCUUCACACGUUCCGCGGACAUCGUCGCAACGUGAAGGCGCUGGCCUGGGUCGGCUCCGAAGGGCGCUCGCUCGUAUCUGGCUCUUCAGACGGCUCCGUGCGCAUAUGGGAUGCCGAGAGCGCCCGCUGCGAAGCAGUGCUCGAUCACGGCGGACGCGUGUGGGAUGUCGACGCCACCAUCGCCGGACAGCAUGUGCUGAGCGCCGGAGGAGACGGCACGGUGAAGCUGUGGGGACGCAGUGGAGAGCUGAAAGCUACGAUGGGCAGCGCGGUGGGGGAUGUGUAUGCCUGUCGGUGGAACCAGGCGGGCACGGCGAUCCUCACGGGAGGCUAUGACAAGCUGGUGCGCCUCUACGACGCACAGACGGCGGCUUUGACGUCGACUUUUACCGGGCACUCGCUUGGCAUCUCGAGCGUGACAUUCGACCCGGCCGGCCGACUGGCCAUCACUGCCUCAAAGGACACUGGCAUUCGACUGUGGGAUCUCAACAGCGGCCUUGCCGUGCGCACGCUUCACGCACACUUGGGCGAAGUCACCUCCGUCGAGGUGGACCAGACCUCGCGUACGCUCUUGUCGGCGGGCAAGGACAAUCAGAGUCUGCUGCACGACCUCCGCACUCUCAAGCCCCUGGUGCGCUUCAAGGGCGCGACCAACACGCGGUCCAGUGUACUUCGUCAAGUCGCACUUUGCACACAACUCGCUCAUCGCCUCGGGCAGCGAGUGUGGCAGUGUCUAUCUCUCCGACAUGGAGUCGGGCGAGGUCAUCCAGACGCUGGAACACGGUCCCGGCGUCGUGUAUUCGGCCAGGUGGUGCGCUGCUCAGGCGGCACUGGCGUCGUGCGGCGAUGAUGGAGUGCUGCGGACGUGGAUCUGGAAGCCGGAGAAGGAGGACGAGGAGAGCAGUCUGGAUCGCACACGCGCGGUGGCGGCUGCGGCUGCCGAACGACGAGGCAGUCGCUGACAGGUCGACGCAGGACGCGCUCUUGCUGAGCCGGAAAGGGGCAAAGAUACAAAUGGAAUUGCGUCACCGAUGGAGCUGUGCGAUGAGAGAUUUGAGAUGCUAAGCAGCGAGAGGCUGAUCGGAUCUC